UAGGAGAAUGCAGACAGGAGGGGUGGAGUUCACAGCUCUUACUUUUCAAACGCUGCUCUGGCAGAAGAGCUCAUUCUUUGCCUGGCAAACAGCGGAGCUGGCGCUGAUGCGACCUGGCAUGUGAUCCCACUUUAGUUAAAUCAAUUGCCUCACUGCUGCAGCCUCCCAAUAAACUUUCCAUGCGGUUUCCCGACCAAUGGACAGCACUUAGCAGGUUUGUCUGGACCGUAUCCGCUACUGCUCGCUCAUCCGCUGCGCCCCGGCUCUUCGCCGUCGGCUCUCCAGGUUCAGAGGGACUCACGCGGCUCGAGGAGCUGGCCCGGGUCUCCUGCACACAUGGAGGGAGACGUUAUGGACAAAGUGGAGGCCACGGCGACGGUCUGUGACUUUGACCCCAUCAGUGGGAGCAUCCCGGCCACCAAAGUGGAGAUCACCGUGUCCUGCAGGAAUCUCCUGGACCGAGACACGUUCUCCAAAUCUGACCCAUUGGUGGUGUUGUACACGCAGGGCGUUGAGUCCAAACAGUGGAGAGAGUUUGGGAGAACAGAGGUGAUAGACAACACGCUAAACCCAGACUUUGUCAGGAAGUACAUCCUGGACUACUUCUUUGAGGAGAAGCAGACCCUGCGCUUUGACGUGUAUGACAUUGAUUCUAAAAGUCCAGAUCUGGCAAAGCAUCCUACCGACUUAAACGACUUCCUGGGACAGAUCUACUGUACACUGGGAGAGAUUGUGGGCUCACCUGCCAGUCGCCUGGAAAAACCUCUCGGUGGCAUACCUGGGAAGAAAUGUGGGACCAUUAUUUUGUCUGCUGAGGAGCUGGGAAACUGCAGAGAUUAUGCCACCAUGCAAUUCUGUGCCAACAAACUAGAUAAAAAGGACUUCUUUGGAAAGUCAGACCCCUUCAUGGUCUUCUACAGAAGCAACGAGGAUGGCACGUUUACCAUUUGCCACAAGACCGAGGUGGUGAAGAACACGCUGAACCCUGUGUGGCAGCCCUUCUCCAUCCCUGUCAGAGCGCUCUGCAAUGGAGACUAUGAAAGGACAAUUAAAUGGAGGUGUAUGACUGGGACGAGACGGAGCCAUGAUUUCAUCGGGGAAUUCACCACCAUCUAUAAAGAGCUAUGUCGGGGUCAGAACCAGUUAAACGUCUACGAGGUGGUGAACGCCAAGAAGAAAAUAAAGAAAAAGAGAUACAUCCACUCUGGGACGGUGUCCUUGUUGUCAUUCAGUGUGGAGUCAGAGCACACCUUCCUGGAUUACAUCAAAGGAGGGACUCAGAUUCACUUCACAGUGGCCAUUGAUUUCACUGCAUCAAACGGAAAUCCGUCCCAGUCCACUUCACUGCACUACAUGAACCCGUACCAGAUGAAUGCCUAUGCCAUGGCCCUGAAGGCCGUGGGAGAGAUCAUCCAGGACUACGACAGUGAUAAGAUGUUCCCUGCCCUGGGAUUCGGUGCUAAGCUACCCCCUGAUGGGAGGGUCUCCCACGAGUUUCCUCUGAAUGGCAACAUUGAGAACCCGUACUGUAACGGCAUGGAAGGGAUUCUCGAAGCUUACCAUCAAAGCCUUAAGACGGUUCAGCUAUAUGGACCCACCAACUUUGCUCCUGUUGUUAAUCAUGUGGCAAGUUAUGCAGCAGCAGUGCAGGAUGGUUCUCAGUACUUUGUGCUGCUCAUCAUCACUGAUGGCGUCAUAUCAGACAUGGCUCAGACCAAGGAGGCUAUAGUGAAUGCAGCCAAACUCCCCAUGUCUAUCAUCAUUGUUGGAGUUGGCCAAGCUGAGUUUGAUGCCAUGAUUGAGCUGGAUGGUGAUGACAUCAGGAUUUCCUCGCGGGGGAAAUUGGCAGAGAGAGAUAUUGUACAGUUUGUCCCAUUCAGAGACUACAUGGACCGCACAGGCAACCACGUGCUGAGCAUGGCGCGGCUAGCUAAGGACGUACUGGCCGAGAUCCCUGACCAGCUGAUCUCCUACAUGAAGAGCAGAGGCAUUAAACCUAACCCUGUCCCACCAGCUUACUCGUUUGGGGAUCAACCCCAGACCAACCCCGUCUGAGCCCCACACACAGCUCCGCGUUGGGUUGGGGCAGGGUUGUGGUUGAGGGGAACCAGCCUCCACAACCAUCUUUUGGAAAGAAAUGGAAACACUUUUAAGGCCCUUUCGUAAAUAUUAUUUUGGCUAAACAAAAAAGUAGAUGAGACUCCAUUUUGUUUUGGAGAAAUACAACUGCUUUGGGUGAACCUGCUGAUAAUAAGGGAGUAUUUUUUUCUCUGAGGAUGAGAGUGCUGAGCGGAGCCAGGUGUAGUUGUUCGCUGUCAAACCUGUCAAAGUGGUGAUGUAAUGGAUAGCAAGUAAACCCGUAGAGAGAGCCUGUAUGAAGGCAUAAAUAUAUUAGAAUGUGGCAGUGUGUAUCAAGUUUGUGAUACCUUUUGGAAUUGAUGUGUGUUAUACUAUGAAAUCAUAUGUAUAGUAAUUUAUUUAUUUAUUUAUUUCAGAAAUAGUUUAUUCCUUUGAGGGGGUUUUAAAGGGUGGGGAUUAAAGUCAUAUUUUCCCUGUAGUUUUCAAUCUUAUAUUUUGUGACUAGUGUAAUAAAAAAGAUCCCCAUUUCUACUUUGAUAAGCACUGUAAUAUAAACGCAUGUGAUAAGACCUAUUCAGUAGCUAAUGAAUCAUUUUCACUGAUGGAUCAUUUUUGAUUGUGAGCCAUUAUGUAGAGGACCUGCUGUGAGCUGUUGCCAUACUGAUUUUCCAACACCAUGUCUUAUACGUAUUUCUAAUAUUUAUAUUAACAGUAUGCACUAAUUACUGUCUAAAUGAAAAGCACAAAGGUUAAAAUGUUAAUGAGCUCAAAACCAUUAUCGCAAAGAAAAUAACUGAAAGGAACCCACAUUAAGUUCUCAAUACGCUUUAGCAUUAGUUCAAACCGGAUGAAACAGGAGGAAUGUUUAUGAGGAAAGGACUAUACUAAUAUACAUAUACAUUACACAUAUAUAUAAACAUAUAUAUUUAUAUAUAAUAUAUGUAUAUAUAUAUAUUUACCUUGUAUAUGUUAAAAACAUAUGUAUCAUAAAAAGCAUGUUUACAGAAAUAUAGAUGAAUAAUUCAAAGCACAUACUUGCUUUCACUGCUUGUAUGCAGAGAGGUAAAUUAUAAGUCCUGCUGCCAUAUUUCAUUCAGCAUCUCACUGUUUGUGUUUCUUUCCAUUACGUUUCUUGUGGUUACAGUUUAUUGUCUGGGAUUUUCCUUGGACCCUACAAAUACACUUUCGAAAGACUCUUAAAUUGAUUUGGUUUUUCCUGGAAUGAAAACUGAACAAUCACAAAUCUUGCAAUGAAAUAUUUGGGCGUUGAAUGUUUUUUUUUGUUGUUGAAGAAAACUAUUUUUGUUCUGAUUCAUUCAGGACGGCACAUUUUAUAAAAAAAACCCAUUGUGAUGCCAUUUUACUACCUUAGAUACAAUUUGACAUUUCUUUUACAAUUUAAUUCAAGCCAGAUAUGUUCACAUUUCUUUUUAGUGACUGUGUACACAUUGCUUAAGACAGUUACAGCCAUUGUGGCCCAGUUGUGUACAUCAUAUCGAUUUAUAAUGUCCAUCAUUUCCAUUAUUAUCUGUCAGUCACUCAAUAUCUCGAUCCAAAUGUGCCUAUUAUAUGUAAACAUAUCCAAAUUCAGUUACCCAGGUGUUACUCUGCCAGCAGCAGCAGGUCUCAUGUUUAAGAUGUACACACAGAAAAUGUUGGUGACGAUAAAACUGUUAAAAGAUUAGGACUAUUACACGCUGCUCAUUCAGUGUCCUGUACCUUUUAUACUUACAGCUCUUCACUAAUUAUCUUUAAAAUAAUGAGUUAACAGUGUCGCUGAGCCUUGUACUAUAUUCAAAGUCAAGACUUGUUUACAACUCAACUGUGGCUCUUAACAAUGCCUCAAGGAAAAAGUAAACAUUCAUGGGGUUCAUUACGAAAUAAGUUUAUUUUUUCUCUUUAAGAGAGAGAGUUUCAUGAAAUGACAUUGGAGAAUUAACGUUUACAAAGUGUUGUCUUGUUCUCUGAGAAUGUGAAGCUUGGAUUUCUCACUGGUGUUAUAUUUUGUUUUAUGUUGGGAGCAAAUGUGUUUAUGUAAUUCAUGUUGCUUUAUGAUCUUUGUUAACUGCACAAUGUUCUCUCACUCUCAUUGCAUUAGUGCUCUCAGAGAGAAGUUUUGUGAUGAUACUGCAGAAAUUAGGUCCAGAGGCAGUGAAGUCCUUCUAUCACAGGCCCAGACCCAUAUUUGGCUUUUUUUUUUUUCUUUUUCUUUUUUAAAAUUAUUAUUAGCAAUGACAUUUCUCCCUCAGAAGAAAAAGCAGCGUUUAAUCUGCUGCCAAAUUCACUUGUUCAUCAGAAAUGAAAUGAGGCCAUUUAGUUACAUAACACACAUAAAUACCAGAAUACCUCUACAGAAAGCCAUUCAAGCCAAAAAGAAAUCAUGACUUUACAUUGAAUACAUUUCUUGUUAAAUAUAUUUUAAGAUUUGUUAUGAAUUACUGACUUAUGUAUCUGAUAUAUUUACUUUGCAGCAAACCUCUUCAAAUUUUACUUCUCAAAGUGAUUUGUUAUUGUCACAUUUUCAUUUAAAAAAUAAUCAGAAGUUAAUAAUUACUCACAAAAAAUGAAUUAGGGUACGUAUGUCAUUUGGCUGGCAUGUUAAGUCGGCAUCAGCAUGCAGCUCUGCAUGCAUAUACUGUGAGUGUGAUCGCAAAUGGCUGUAAGAAGAAAUUAAAUAAAAAAGUAGAGAUGGGGUUUUAUGUUGUGUGCACAUAUUUCAUCUAAUUAUUACUAAACAAGAAGGCUUUUUGGCCAUUUUACUAAGAUUAUAACAAGCUAUAUUUUCUUCACAGUGAUUAAAACAAACCCUCGGGAGUGAAAGAAGAAAAAAAUGUAAUAUGAAAUGAGCACAGUAAUGACAUUUCUGCAGUUGUGAAACAUUAAGGUAUUAUGAGAUAGAUUUUCCAGUCUAAAAGAUGUCUCUCCAACAAUACAAUUAAUUAUUUUCUCUCAGUGGAAAUGGCUUUGAUUAUCUUUUCAUUUUGAAACUUUCUUUGAGGCUGAACUCUAUUUAUGUACAUAUGCCCCGUAUAAAGAAUAUUCAGUGCCCAAAUGUGUUCAGUUGUUGGAAUUGGCCUCUUUAGACAAUGUGCAUGUUUGUGCCAAAAUGGCAGGAGGUUUGAUAGUCUACCUUCAUUUCACCUGAUAAGUGCAUCUGCCAUGUACUUUGUUUGUAACUUGGGAUGUUAUUUAGAGAUAACAGCCACUUCUAGCAUGUUGCAUCUCUGGUUUCUAUCCAUUCUGUUCCUAUGAGACACAUACUGUAUGAGUUCUUGACACUACUCUGUUUUAUCCCAGGUUGUUUACAUACCUCUCUUGAUCCUUUGAUUUGCAUGCUGAAUAAUUUCCAAACCAGGUGUUGGACAUGAUACUGUCGUCAUACGUGGUUUGUGAAAUGCUUUGUAAUGGAUUGCCUUAACUGAAGAUUAAUAAAAUAUUGACAACUUUGGCAGAAUA
This is a messenger RNA of Etheostoma spectabile (orangethroat darter), 5535 nucleotides long. RefSeq names its product copine Va (gene cpne5a). Gene Ontology annotation, biological process: cellular response to calcium ion. The coding region runs from base 337 to 2055 and encodes 572 amino acids. Gene Ontology annotation, cellular component: plasma membrane. NCBI's taxonomy places the organism in Eukaryota, Metazoa, Chordata, Actinopteri, Perciformes, Percidae. Gene Ontology annotation, molecular function: calcium-dependent phospholipid binding. The record is from RefSeq and is a predicted model, not a curated record. The transcript has 21 exons.